Aphanomyces invadans is the source of this 522-nucleotide messenger RNA. RefSeq lists its product as hypothetical. NCBI's taxonomy places the organism in Eukaryota, Oomycota, Saprolegniomycetes, Saprolegniales, Verrucalvaceae. The coding region runs from base 1 to 522 and encodes 173 amino acids. The record is from RefSeq and is a predicted model, not a curated record. The transcript has 3 exons. Gene Ontology annotation, molecular function: nucleic acid binding.
AUGUUGCCCGAUGCAAAGGUCACGGCGUCGGACGUGGCUGACGAGAACGAACUGGACGAUGCAGAGCAUCUCGUGGCGGCAUGGAUCAAUGGCAUGCCCGAGGCCAAGAUCUGUCGGUUGCCGCAGACUGCAUCCAAGGCAGUGCAGCUCAAGGUCAAGUACGUGGCAGUCGUUCGGGUGGACGGAGGCAUUGUGCUCCAUCGCGUCGAAGUGGUCUUGUGGUUCUCCAUGGACCAGAUCGAACAGAUCCUCAUCGCCCAUGCCGCGCCAGCCGCAUUUGCGUGUCGUGCUUUCGCCGCAAAGCACACGGCGAAGAUGGAUUUUUGGCGUAAAGUUGUCUUCUCGGACGAAAAGAAGUUCAACUUGGACGGCCCGGAUGUAUACCGCGCGUACUGGCGUGACCUCCGUAGUGAGGAAAAAGUGUUCUCGAAGCGGUCUGAAAUCGCAUUCCUUGAAGGACGACAAAGCUCGGGGAGGUAUUGCAAGACGUUUGAGACGUAUCUGAUCCCGUUUUUGGACUAA